Messenger RNA from Crotalus tigris (Tiger rattlesnake), 6055 nucleotides. It is a transcript of the gene WARS1, whose product is annotated as tryptophanyl-tRNA synthetase 1. The record is from RefSeq and is a predicted model, not a curated record. Lineage: Eukaryota; Metazoa; Chordata; Lepidosauria; Squamata; Viperidae. The coding region runs from base 233 to 1654 and encodes 473 amino acids. Gene Ontology annotation, biological process: tryptophanyl-tRNA aminoacylation. The transcript has 11 exons. Gene Ontology annotation, molecular function: ATP binding; tryptophan-tRNA ligase activity. Gene Ontology annotation, cellular component: cytoplasm.
CCUCCUUGUCCUCAGUUCCGGGCUAGGAACGCCUUUCCUGAUCGGAAGACGAUCAGCGUCGCACGAGCUAUGCUCUAGCUGAUGCAAUGGGGCUGCUUCUGCUGGAGAGCCGCUGAAAGAAGUGGAGAUUCCGCAGACAGAAUUCUCCAAGCUUGCGGUUUUGAAGUUUCUGGAUAAAACAUUAUGAAACGCACUUUAAAUUAAAAAUACAAGACUUUCCACACUCCUUAAAAUGGCAAAUAUUCCAAAUGAAAGCUUUUGCUCUUUUAAGCCACUUGAACUGUUUGAACAAAUAGCAGCACAAGGAGAAAAAGUCAGAUCACUGAAAUCCAAGAAAGCAUCAAAGGAUGAAAUUGAUGUUGCAGUUAAGUUGUUGCUGUCAUUAAAAGUAACCUAUAAAACAGCAACAGGUCAAGAAUAUAAAGCAGAUUCUCCUCCAACAGAUUUCACUCCAGUAAGUAAUAGUCCAGACAAUGCUGAAGAGGAUGAUUUUGUGGAUCCCUGGACAGUGCAGACAUCCAAUGCAAAAGGAGUGGAUUAUGAUAAACUUAUAGUUCGAUUUGGCAGUAGCAAAAUUGAUAAAGACCUCAUCAAUAGAAUAGAGAGAAUUACAGCACAUAAACCACAUCAUUUUCUACGGCGAGGUAUUUUCUUUUCUCAUAGAGAUAUGAACCAAAUUCUUGAUGCCUAUGAACAGAAGAAGCCAUUUUACCUUUACACAGGCAGAGGUCCCUCAUCUGAGACAAUGCAUGUUGGCCACCUUAUCCCAUUUAUGUUUACAAAGUGGUUACAAGAAACAUUUAAUGUUCCAUUAGUCAUACAAAUGACUGAUGAUGAGAAAUAUUUGUGGAAAGAUCUGACCAUUGAAAAAGCUUACCAGUAUGCUAUAGAAAACAUCAAGGACAUAAUAGCCUGUGGAUUUGACAUUAAUAAAACUUUUAUCUUUUCUGAUUUCUCUUAUAUGGGGACAAGUGUUGGCUUCUAUGAAAAUAUUGUUAAAGUUCAAAAGCAUGUGACAUUUAACCAAGUGAAAGGAAUCUUCGGUUUUACAGAUAGUGACUGCAUAGGAAAGAUAAGUUUUCCUGCUAUUCAAGCAGCUCCAUCCUUUAGCUCAUCAUUUCCAGAGAUCUUCAACAAUAGGAAGGAUAUCCAGUGUUUGAUCCCAUGUGCAAUUGAUCAGGAUCCCUAUUUUAGAAUGACAAGAGAUGUAGCUCCUCGGAUUGGCUAUCCCAAGCCAGCAUUACUGCAUUCUGUCUUCUUCCCAGCCUUACAGGGAGCACAAACAAAAAUGAGUGCUAGUGAUCCUAACUCUUCCAUCUUUCUCACUGAUACACCCAAGCAAAUCAAAACAAAGAUUAAUAAACAUGCUUUCUCUGGUGGCAAAGACACUGUUGAAGAGCAUAGGCAGUAUGGUGGCAACUGUGAUGUAGAUGUGUCUUAUAUGUACCUCACCUUCUUCCUUGAAGAUGAUGACAGAUUAGAACAAAUUAAGCAGGCUUACACAAGUGGAGCCCUGCUGACAGGAGAACUCAAGAAGGUGUUGAUUGAAACACUUCAGCCCUUGAUUGCAGCUCACCAGCAAAGGCGAAAGCAGAUCACUGAUGAAAUGGUGAAGGAAUUCAUGACCCCACGGAAGCUGGCAUUUGACUACUAAUUCUACAAUUGCAUGUUAAUUUAUCAGCACAUAAAGAUCACAUGUUUUUAUACUUUGUUGUUCUUUUUUUGCCUUAAUUAUGUACAGGCAUAAACAGCCCUGCUUGUAAUUAUUAAGUUAUCCCUAUUCAAUUAAUGGUUAUAUGGGGAAACCAUGUGUCUGUACUUGACAAAAAAAAUAGAAAUUAGUUGUACAUAAUAUUUGGACUUCAUAGGUUAGCAAGGUAAUUUAUUUCCUGGAGAAGAUUGUUCUUCCACAAAAUACCUGGUUUCAUGGAGCAUGUUGAUGGGAAGAAAACUGACUUAAAAAAGAAUUCAACUCUGUGGAACAUUUUUACAUCAAGGAAGAUUUCCUUUUUCAUCUCUAACUUAAUUUUUUUGUUACAGUGAAUAUAUAUAUAUAUAUAUAUAUUCAAACAUUUCAUUAUAGUAAUUAUGUUACUAUCUAAAGUUAUGAAGUGUUGAUGGGUUUUACAGUCAUAAGAAUAUUUAUGAUUGUUUUGAAAGACAGAACAGUUUAAUUAUUCUUUGAAUGAUAGCUAGUUGAGAAAUAGUCAAAGUAUGCUGAAAUUUUUGCUGACUUUUACCAAAUCAUGAUACAUAGUAUUUUUAACAUAAAAGCAAUUAUAUCCUAAGAGCAAUAUGAAAUUUACCAGAGUCGAAACUACUCUCUUGUCUUUGUUUCCAAGCAUCCUGAAGUUACAUCAAACUAUUCCAUGAUAUCAGUGAAGUUUAGAUCACAAAGGAUAUGUUUGUUUCUGUUUUGUAUCAAAUGAUUAUAUUUCUAGUGUAAUUGUUCAACAAAAAGUAAUCUUCAGAAUGUAGCUUGUUAUUCAGUAUCUCCUAUAUAUAGAUUCUUGGCUUUGGAUGCAAACGUCAGUAAUGAUUCCAUUGUUUUUCUUUUAAAUAAAGUAAUAGAAUCAUGAGGUGGAAAGAAAUCUAGUCCAACCCCUGGCCCAGUGUAGGAAUCCGCAUACCAUCUUAGAUAAAACUAUCCAAUCUUUUCUUAAAAACAUCCAGUGAUGGAGUACCUGGCAGGCUAUUCCACUUCUUACCAAACUCUUACAGUCAAGAAAUUCCUCCUUAUUUCCAGUUUGGAUCUCUCUUGGUAAAACAACAACUCAUUUUUCCUUAUCCUCAGAUUUAAAUUUACACACUUUGCCCCAUUACAUUCUUUUAUAUAUUGGUAGACUGCAGUCAUGUCUUCCCUUAACCCACUUUUUCUUAUGCUAAACAGACCAAAUGUCAAACUCGGGUGUCACAUGAUGUGUUGCGACAUAUCGCGAUUUUUUUUUUGCAUUGCCAGACCUUGGGUGACCGGGCCUCUGUAUGAUGCAACCGGUCUGUGGGCCAGCAGUUUGACACCCCUGUUUUAACCGCUCUUUGUAGGUUUUAGUUUCCAUGCUCUUUACUGUCUUUGUUGUUGUUCUUUGUCCUCUCCAGUUCCUCAGCAUUCUUUUUGAUUUAUGGCAAUCAGAACUGCAGUAUUCCAGAUGCAGUCUGACCAGUGCAGCAUAUAGUAUAGUACUAUUACUUCUCAUGAUCUUGACAUUAUGUCUAUUGACACAGCCAAAAAGUACAUUGGCCCUUUUGGCAGCUGUGCCAUAUUGCUUAACCUGUAGUUUAUCAAGAUAUCCAGAUCCUUCUUACUGCUAAGCUAAGUGCAGAACCUUAACAUUUGUCAUCACUGAACAUUUUUGGGAUGGGGUUCAAUGUUCAAGUUUUUCGAAGUCCUUUUGAAUCUUUUGCCUAUCUUUUGUAGUGUUAACUAUCUCUCCCUUUGUUUCGUUGACAAAUUUCAUGAGUAUUCUUUCUAUUCCCUCAUCUAAAUAAUUUAUGAAGAUGACAAAGAGUACUGGGCUCAGAACAGAACUCUGAGAUAUCCACAGCUUACCUCUCUUUAUGAAAACAUAGACCCAUUAAGGACCACAAGUUGGCUACAGUCAUUUGGCCAUCUGCAAAUGCAUUUAGUAAUGAGACCAUCCAUCUCACAUUAUCCCAGUUCAGGGGUAGGCAACCUUGGCUCUUUUAUGACUUGUGGACUUCAACUCCCAAAAUUCCUGAGUCAGCUAUCCUGGCUCAGGAAUUCUGGGAGUUGAAGUCCAUGAGUCAUAAAAGAGCCAAAGUUGCCUACCCCGUCCCAGUUUAUCAAAAAGAAGGUAAUCUAGGAAAGAUUAUGAAAAAUCAGAUGGGAUUUCUCUGCUGAUCCAAAAAUGUUUAGAUCAGUGUUCUAGUAUUGAUGAAUCAGGGAACAAGAGUCCUGAUUUGAACUUGAAAGAAGUCAAUAGAAUUAUUCUAUGCUCCUGUUGCCUGUGUCUUGAGAUUUUUUUUUUAAAGUAGCAAAUCCUGUGAAAUAACAAGUGUAUAUAUCUGUGCAAAGCAAUGUAUAGGAAGUGAGAUUGUAUAAGACUGUAAAGUUUACAUCUCAGGAAGACUCCCUACUCCAUACAUAUUUGCUCACAUUAUUUCUAUGCAUUAUCAAGGCUAUUUGUGUUCAAAAUUAUUCUGCAUACCUGGUCUAUUCUCAUAUAAUUUUGUGGUAGGAUAUAUUUUAUUCAACAAAGGCUGUAUGAUAACAGAAUUUUACUUUAUUCCAGCUUAAUUUUUUUCUACUUCAGUGGAAAAAAAAAUACUUUUCAGGAAAAUAGAGCAUUUAUGCAUUAAAUCUCUGCAAAAUCCAUUCAUUAAUAUGCAUUAAUUUGGGAAUUGAUUUUAUAUUUAUUUUCCCCCACUCCUCAAUUACCUGUAAUUGGAAUUAGGAGUGAUUCUAGAUUUGCUGAGAAAAGUAAAAGCCCUUGGAAACUAGAGAAUGGGUGGCAAUGUAAAUGGCUUCAGGGCAAAUUAAUCUGAAGAUUGCUCCUACCCCUUCAAAGAAGCUAUUUUUGUGGUAAAUUUAACUCUUUUUAUAACACAGGAUCUGACUCUACCUUUUCUUUCUCUCCAGUUGACUCUUGCCUUCUCUCCAUCCAGUUUUGUUCCCCCACCCCCCUCAAAAAUCAGUUCUCUUCUUUUCCCUUCAGUUUUAUUUGCAUGCUGGGUUUGGAGUAGGUUUAUUAUUUUGGUUCUUUUUUGCUGGAAAGAGAGGAGAACAGGUGUGUUAUAUGUGAAAAUAUAAAACAUGGAAGCAAUUUUCUAUAUGAGGUUAUUCUGUUAAUAUAAACUUACCCUAUCAACUUUUCUGAACUGUAGAUUUUGACACACAUACUAUAUAUAAGGGUAUCAGAUGUAUUUGGCAAAAAUAAUCUUUAGGACUGCUUUAGCUGAAAUUGUCAAUCAUAGGCUGACUAGAUAUAGAAGUUGGAAAUGUGUAGAGCACUUCUUUUUUUUUCUUUGUGUGGGAUUGUCUGGAAGAUUAUCUGAAAUACAGGUUCCUCCUCCUUUUGAGUAGGUAUGGUACACAUUAAUAACUUGGAAGUUUCCCUAAUUACUUAUUGUACAUCUAAAGUUACAACAACAGCAGCUUUGGGGCAGGAAAAAGGAAAUUGGUAUAGUUGAGUAAAUAACGAGUUUUUUUCUCCAUAGAAAACUUGGAGCUUUUGAUAUAAAUCUGACAUUGCAUUCAUUAGGGUGUAGAUUAGAAGAUAAUGCAACAGAGAAAAAGACUAUAAACUAAGCUAAACAACUGCAGUUCCAUAUGUGUGUGUGUAUACGCAUGCAUGCAUACAUACAUACAUGCAUACAUAUAUACAUACAACACAGAGAGAAUUGAAAAGAAUGUGUCCAGUAUACAUUUGUGCAUUUUUAUUUUUUUCCCUUUUUCAGUAGUACAAUUGUUAAAAGUCCCAUUUAAAAAUAACAAAAAAUUACCAUACUCAAUCAUUUCGUUGAACAAUUUAGUAAUAAAGAGAAUUCUUUGGUGGUGUACAAUAAACUGUAAGAUCUUGUGGAACAAGAUACUUUCAUAUGAAUACCAAUUGUACACAAAUGUGUGCAUAUUUGUUGUCAGUAUCUUCAUACACACAUACAUAUAUACAUACACAUGCACAAAUGCAAAUAAAACAGCUGUAAAGUUCUUUAAAUUUGCUAGUGUGCCUCUUCUUAGUUUUUAGUCAGCUGCUUACACGGCAAGUUGUUGUAAAUAGCAAAUUGUUAUACAUAGCAAAUAUGCAUGCUGUUUAGCCUGGUGGCCUCAAUAUACUGUAAUAUUGAUACGGCUUCCUAAUGUCAAAUUCCUUAAAAAUGUAUAAGAAUCACAAUAAAUUUUACAGUUUAUACAACAGCAUUUUGAAUUUAAUAAGAUAGUUAAGGUGUACAUGGAUCCAGUUAAGGGUUUCAAAGUGAUUCUUGUAAAAGAUGCUUGUAAACUGAAAAGCAUGAAACUUUUUUUUCCAUAUCUUGUGGAUUAUUAUCAGAAUCUGUACUGUAAACAGAAAAUUAAAUUAAAUAGGUUUUGUUUGGCUGA